AUCGAUAGGCAUAUUCGGGUCCAAUCGUUCUUCGAUAUCGAGAUUUGAUGCCGAGCUGUAAUAGCUGAAAAUUAUUAUUUUCAUUUUGCAUACGCAUCGUUUUUGAAAACAUCAGCAACAUGGCCACGGCUGAAGCCCAGAUCGGUGUGAACAGGAACUUGCAGAAGCAAGACCUCAGCAACUUGGACGUCUCCAAACUAACGCCUCUGUCACCGGAGGUCAUCUCCCGACAGGCGACCAUCAACAUCGGCACCAUCGGUCAUGUGGCUCACGGCAAAUCCACGGUGGUCAAAGCCAUAUCCGGCGUGCAGACUGUGCGCUUCAAGAACGAACUGGAGCGCAACAUCACAAUCAAGCUGGAACGCUUGAGCGAAAAGAAAAUCAAGAAACUUUUGAGCUCCAAGCAGCAGCGACAGCAGUAUGAAAUCAAACAGCGUUCAAUGCUACGCCACCUGGCCGAAUUACGGCGACAUAGCCGAUUCCGCCGCCUCUGCACCAAGCCAGCUCCGUCUUCCAUGCCAGCAUCAACCUCCAGUGCAGCUAGACGCACCACCCGGCGAAGCACCAGUCAGAGCUCACUGAGUCCCAGCAAUAGUAGCGGCUAUGGCAGCGUUUUUGGCUGCGAGGAACAUGAUGUGGACAAAAUAUCCAGUCACAAGGGAUUCGCCAAACUGAAGCGUCGACGCAGCAGUUGUGUGGGAGCCCCGACUUCCAACUCCAAGCGGACGAAAAAUAACGAGGGACUAGUAGCCAAAAAGCCGCCCAAAGGAGAGUACGUUGUGGAGCGUAUUGAAUGCGUUGAGAUUGAUCAGUAUCAGCCAGUCUUCUUCGUCAAAUGGUUGGGAUACCAUAAUAGCGAGAACACCUGGGAAAGUCUUGCCAACGUGGCCGACUGCGCCGAAAUCGAGAAGUUUGUGGAGCGGCAUCAGCAGCUCUACGAGACAUACAUAGCCCAGAUAACCACUGAGCUUGAGAAGCAGCUGGAGGCAUUGCCACUUAUGGAGAACAUUACGGUGGCCGAAGUAGAUGCCUAUGAGCAACUCAAUCUGCAGAUCGAUCUUAUCCUGCUCGCCCAAUAUCGCGCUGCUGGCAGUCGAAGCCAAAGGGAACCGCAGAAAAUUGGAGAACGAGCCCUGAAAAGCAUGCAAAUCAAGCGGGCUCAAUUUUCACGGCGCAAGCAGUUGGCUGAUCUAGCAUUGUUCGAGAAGCGCAUGAAUCAUGUGGAGAAACCGUCACCUCCAAUACGUGUUGAGAACAACGUAGAUCUGGACACUAUAGACAGCAAUUUCAUGUACAUACAGGAUAACAUAAUCGGCAAGGAUGUGCCCAAGCCGGAAGUGGGAAUUGUGGGCUGUAAGUGCACUGAAGACACAGGGGAGUGUACUGCCUCUACGAAGUGUUGUGCCCGCCUCGCCGACGAGCUGUUCGCCUACGAGCGAAGCACACGGCGCUUGCGCCUACGUCCAGGAAGUGCCAUCUACGAGUGCAAUAGCCGCUGCUCGUGCGAUUCAAGCUGCUCCAACCGUCUGGUGCAGCAUGGACGCCAGGUACCGUUGGUUUUGUUUAAGACCGCCAACGGCAGCGGAUGGGGGGUGCGAGCCGCAACUGCCCUGCGUAAGGGUGAAUUUGUGUGCGAGUACAUUGGAGAGAUCAUCACCAGCGAUGAGGCAAAUGAGCGCGGCAAGGCGUAUGACGACAAUGGGAGGACAUAUCUUUUCGAUUUGGAUUACAACACAGCUCAGGACAGCGAGUACACUAUCGAUGCGGCUAACUAUGGCAACAUCUCGCACUUUAUCAAUCACUCUUGCGAUCCAAAUCUCGCCGUGUUCCCCUGCUGGAUCGAGCACCUGAAUGUCGCACUGCCGCACCUCGUCUUCUUUACACUGCGUCCAAUCAAGGCGGGCGAGGAGUUGAGCUUCGACUACAUUCGCGCGGACAACGAAGCCGUGCCCUACGAGAACCUCUCGACAGCUGUGCGCGUCGAGUGCCGCUGCGGAGCUGAUAAUUGCAGAAAGGUCCUCUUUUGAAUGGACUUGAAGUACUAUUUUUAAAUGGCACGUCCUUACCCACCUUAGACAUCAUUGCAUUGAACCUUUUUUUUUUUGUCAACAUAUAUAUGUUACUAAUUGGAUUUUAUUUUCCGAACAAUGAAUUGAUGACGUUUUAAUUAUUUAUUUGUUAAUAAAUGAGAAUAUCGUUUGGAUCUA
Drosophila sechellia is the source of this 2207-nucleotide messenger RNA. RefSeq names its product eukaryotic translation initiation factor 2 subunit gamma (gene eIF2gamma). The transcript has 3 exons. The record is from RefSeq and is a predicted model, not a curated record. Gene Ontology annotation, cellular component: eukaryotic translation initiation factor 2 complex; cytosol; nucleus. Gene Ontology annotation, molecular function: tRNA binding; translation initiation factor activity; histone H3K9 methyltransferase activity. NCBI's taxonomy places the organism in Eukaryota, Metazoa, Arthropoda, Insecta, Diptera, Drosophilidae. Gene Ontology annotation, biological process: formation of translation preinitiation complex. The coding region runs from base 120 to 2027 and encodes 635 amino acids.